GAGGCAGAGGAGUAGAGACAGAAACAGCGAGAGGGAAAGAGAGAGGUGAGGGACAGGGAAGGGAGAGGAAAAGGAAAGGAAUGCCACCAGGUUUCCCGUUGGCAUGACCAGCCACCAGGACGAGCACAAUCAGCCGGUUUGCCCAAGAGAAUCGACUCGACCGGCCCACCGCUUCGGAUGGACAGCCGGCUGCAUCGAAUGGGAUAUCCUUGGACAGGCAACCGCCUCCUUGGGCCUGCAGACGGCGGCUUGGAUACAAGCCCAGCAGAAGCCCGCUGACGGGUGCCACGACGUCGGGCUAAAGGCGAGAGACGGGCCAAGUGACGUGUACAAGGCCGAUGCUGUGCCUGGCCGCCCAUCCCAGGAUUUGUUGAGCAACACGGGCGUUGUGCCGACGGCGGCUGAAAAGGGAGGAAUGCGGUCUGCAUGUGCGUUGAUGGAUGCUGUCCGGAGUAGUAGCAGUAGCAGCGCGUCUCCUUGGGCUGGCGGGCAGCAACGCCGUCGAGGUGGCGGAUCUGGCUGCGAUGCAUGA
Gaeumannomyces tritici R3-111a-1 is the source of this 532-nucleotide messenger RNA. RefSeq lists its product as hypothetical. Bases 104 to 532 code for a protein of 142 amino acids. The record is from RefSeq and is a predicted model, not a curated record. Lineage: Eukaryota; Fungi; Ascomycota; Sordariomycetes; Magnaporthales; Magnaporthaceae. The transcript has a single exon.